Molecule: messenger RNA, 1233 nt
Organism: Chaetomium globosum CBS 148.51
Lineage: Eukaryota; Fungi; Ascomycota; Sordariomycetes; Sordariales; Chaetomiaceae
Exons: 2
Coding region: 1-1233 (410 amino acids)
Source: RefSeq, a predicted model, not a curated record
AUGCCCGAUCUCAACUCGGUACCUCCCUCACCACACGCACUCGCAGGAUUGUCGCGCCGAGCAUCUUCUCAACAAAUGCCGCCCCCGCCCGCCCCGGGCUCACCUUCGCUCAACAUUCUCCCCUCGAACCAGAGCACCGUCAACGCCUCCAUUCCGCCGAGUCUGCCGUCUCCGGGUUUUCAGGCGUCGACCUCGUUUCCAGGCCCUACAAUGAACGAUAAUACUGGUGUUGGGCCCGGGCCCGGACCCCUACGGCAUCCGCGCCCCUUGACCGCGGCAGAUCUCCAUCUUGAACUUGAAAAGGAACAAGAAGCGGUGGUCAACCGCCUCACCCGCGAACUCUCGAUCCUCCGCGCCGCGCAGAACGCUUCGGUCGUCUCGAACGCCUCCUCCACAUCGGCUAGCGCGUCGGGUACCGAGCCCGGCCAGUGGGGUGACAUGUCCCAACCCAGCCUAGGCACAAGCCACUACCAGCCGGUCCGCCACCAGCGCACCUCAUCAAGCGCCAGCGCCCGCAGCCUCACCGCCAACGCCGGCUCCGUCUCCACCACCUCGCUCGCGGGCAUCUCCUCCCCGGUGCCGGUCCGCCCCACCGCCCAGACCCCGAUCGCCAUCGGCGGCAUCGCCCUCAGCCGGCAGAACAGCAGCGCCUCCCGCCGCAGCCGCACGGGCUCCCCGUCCCCCGCCGCCCACAGAAGCAGCAGCAGCAGCCACCCCUACCACCACCACCACGCCACCCCCGGCAGCGAACCCGGCUCCCUCCCAGGCUACUUCACAUCACGCAUGCCUAUGCCGAUGCGGUCACAAUCGGGAACAGGCACGGGCACAACCCCCACCUCCGCCGCCAUCACCCCAAUCACCACCACCACCGCAAGCGAGCUAUCCCCGGGCAUCCUACCGGCCACAUCACGGUACGAGGAGACGGCCCUCCGCCGCGCCGAGCUCGACGAGUACAAGCGCGAGAACGAGGCCCUGCGCCGCCGCGUCCGCGAGCUGGAGCGGCUGGUCCGGGACGCAGCUGCGCUGAAGGAACAGUCCCAGCAAUCGCAACCACAGCAGGCACAGUCCCUGCCGCAACAGCAGCAGCAAGUGGCGAGGCAGCGGGCUGUGAGCACGGCGAGUGCUGCGGGGAGUGCGGUGGGUGUGGGCGUGCCGGAGGAGGAGGUCGGUGUGGGGGAGAGUGCGGCGAGUGGCGGCGCGGGGAGGGGGAGGAGGGUGGGGAGGGGGGAGUGA